CUCCAGACAGUCGCCAACAACCCAGACAGCCAGCCAACUAUCCUGGCAGUCGACAAACUUCUCCAACACCCAUCCAAGUAUCCAGGCAGUCGCUCGAUAGCGACCCUUUACAAUGCCUCAAAAUGAAUAUAUGGACCGCUGGAGGAAACUCCACGGAAGAAGACUCGAUCACGAGGAGAAGACACGCAAGAGAGCAGCCAGAGAGGGCAAGAAGCAGUCGCAGGAUGCGCAGAACUUGACUGGUCUUCGCGCGAAGUUAUACCAGAAGAAGAGGCAUCAUGAGAAGAUCCAGAUGAAGAAGCAGAUCAAGGCGCACGAGGAACGUAAUGUCAAGUCUUCGGCACCAAAUGAGCCUUCCAACACGCCUCUCCCACAAUAUCUUCUCGACAGAUCGAAUCCUACAAACGCGAAGGCUCUGAGCAGCUCGAUUAAAAACAAGCGGAAGGAGAAGGCGGCCAAGUUCAGCGUGCCGUUACCAAAGGUCAGGGGUAUCGCCGAGGAGGAGAUGUUCAAGGUUGUCAAGACCGGAAAGAAGACUAACAAGAAGGGAUGGAAGCGUAUGAUCACCAAGCCGACAUUCGUCGGACCAGAUUUCACCAGACGCCCGGUGAAAUACGAGAGGUUCAUCCGCCCUAUGGGUCUGAGAUACAAGAAGGCGAAUGUUACUCACCCGGAACUUGGUGUCACCGUUCAGCUACCUAUCAUCAGCGUCAAGAAGAACCCGCAAAACCCUAUGUACACUCAGCUGGGUGUUUUGACGAAGGGUACGGUUAUCGAGGUGAAUGUUAGCGAGUUGGGAUUGGUCACGACCGGUGGUAAGGUGGUGUGGGGAAGAUAUGCGCAGAUCAUGAACCACUGCGAGAAUGAUGGGUGUGUUAACGCUGUACUCCUGGUUUAGAAGCGGUGUCUAUAAUAGAACUGAAUUUAAAAUAAAAGCGGAUAGCUUUGGAGGGGCGUUUAGUUUUCAAAAAUUAUGUGUUUAACAUCGGAGCUAAAUAGGCGUCUACGAACCA
This is a messenger RNA of Pseudogymnoascus destructans, 1013 nucleotides long. RefSeq names its product Ribosome biogenesis protein (gene NSA2). Gene Ontology annotation, cellular component: preribosome, large subunit precursor; nucleolus. The record is from RefSeq and is a predicted model, not a curated record. Gene Ontology annotation, biological process: maturation of LSU-rRNA; maturation of 5.8S rRNA. The transcript has 7 exons. Bases 113 to 898 code for a protein of 261 amino acids. NCBI's taxonomy places the organism in Eukaryota, Fungi, Ascomycota, Leotiomycetes, Thelebolales, Thelebolaceae.